AUACUCUCUCACACACACAUUUCCACGCCUCUUUCAUUUUCUUCAUUUUCUAGGGUUUCAGACACAACCAAAUUCACCAUGGUUCAGAGACUCACAUACCGAAGGAGGCAUAGCUACGCCACCAAAUCCAACCAGCAUCGAGUUGUUAAGACUCCUGGUGGAAAAUUGGUUUAUCAGACAACUAAGAAGAGGGCGAGUGGACCUAAGUGUCCUGUUACUGGAAAGAGGAUCCAAGGGAUUCCACAUUUGAGACCUACUGAAUAUAAGAGGUCUAGAUUGUCUCGCAACCGCAGAACAGUUAACCGAGCAUAUGGAGGUGUUCUAUCUGGAGGAGCUGUUAGGGAAAGGAUUAUCCGUGCUUUCCUUGUUGAAGAGCAAAAAAUUGUGAAGAAAGUUUUGAAGAUACAGAAGACAAAAGAAAAGCAAGCAGCUAAGAAUUAAGUUAUGUUAUUAAUGGAUGAAAAACAAAUUAGAAAUUCCUUUUUUGAUUUGUGCUGAUGAGUUUUGACUUUUAAUGGUGUUAAUUAUGAAUGUGAGACUUAAUUUGAUAUUGAUUUUAUGGAGUUCUAUGUUUUUUCUGUA
Molecule: messenger RNA, 582 nt
Organism: Vicia villosa (hairy vetch)
Lineage: Eukaryota; Viridiplantae; Streptophyta; Magnoliopsida; Fabales; Fabaceae
Product: large ribosomal subunit protein eL34
Exons: 4
Coding region: 79-441 (120 amino acids)
Biological process (GO): ribosome biogenesis; translation
Cellular component (GO): ribosome; cytosolic large ribosomal subunit
Molecular function (GO): structural constituent of ribosome
Source: RefSeq, a predicted model, not a curated record